AAGUCACACUUCAACGCCUCAGAUGCUUCCACGUAUACCUCAGCUAAACAAUGAUAUGAAAAAAUUAAGAGCGCAUCAUUUGCACUAUAGUCAUUUUCAGUGCAAAAGUGACAACUCGCAGCUUCUCGCCGGCGCUAUUUUCUCUAGCCGCCGUCACUUUCUGGUCUGACACCGCCGUCACUUUCCGAUCUAACACCGCCGCGAGAUGGAUUCUGGCUCCAGUGAAGAGUCUGAAAUAAGUGACUCCGAGAUAUUUGAAUAUAAGGAAAAACCUUAUGGAUUACUAACGACCGGGAAAUUAAAAGUAAAAGGCCCCCAUGGCACCCUAAGGUGCCCUUUCUGUGCUGGGAAGAAGAAGCAAGACUACAAGUAUAAAGACCUUCUUCAGCAUGCAACCGGAGCGGGUAAAGUAUCCUCUAACAGAAGAGCCAAACAAAAGGCCAACCACCUUGCUUUAGCCGAGUACCUAGAGAAUGAACUAGCAAAUGAAGCAGAGCAACCACCUGUUCCGGCCCUGCCACCUGCACCUGUAGCUCCACAGACUGAUCAGAAUGGACUUUUGUGCGUCCCGUGGACAGGAAUUGUCGUUAAUAUAGUGAAACGUAUUGAGAGUGGAAAGUGUAUUUUUAGCGAAGAAUACUUGAUGGAUAAGUUCUACAAAUGUAAACCUAAAGAAGUUGUUUUGUUUUGGGAUGAUGAAAAGAGUACUGGACAAGCCAUCAUUAAGUUUGAUAAUAAUUGGGCUGGCUACAGGAACUGUAUGGAAUUUGAGAAGUCCUUCGAAUCUGAUCAUCGUAGUAAGAAAGACUGGGUAUCUACCAAAGCUGUUUCUGGCCCGCACAUGUAUGGGUGGUUUGCACGUGCUGAUGAUUAUGAGUCUGCUGGUGUAAUUGGUGAUCAUCUUCGUAAGAAUGGAGAGCUGAAAACAAUAUCUGAUAUUGUUGAUGAAGAGGACCGGGGUAGACAAGACAAAAUCUAUAAUCUAGCAUAUGAACUUGACAAGAAGAUUGAAAAUCUGGAUGAUCUGCAGAUCAAGUUUAAUGAGAAGAACCUGUCACUUAGUAGGUUGCUCGAUGAAAAAGACAGAUUGCACCAAGAUUUUUUCGAAGAAACAAGGAAGAUGCAACGAAUGUCUCGGGCACACAUUCAAAGAGUUUUGGCGGAACAAGAGUUGCUCAACUUAGAUUUGGAAAAGAAGAAAAGAGAACUUGAUUCAUGGAGCAGGGAAUUGAACAGGCGUGAAACACGGACUGAACGUGAUCGGCUAAAGCUUGAUGAAGAGAAGAAUAAGAAUGAUGUGAGAAACAGUUCGCUUCAAUUGGCCUCAAUGGAGCAGAAAAAGGCGGAUGAAAAUGUCUUAAGGCUAGUGGAGGAGCAGCAGAGGGAGAAGGAGGAGGCCCUAAAAGACAUACUGAAACUAGAGCGGGAGCUAGAUGAGAAACAGAAACUGGAGAUGGAAAUUCAAGAAUUAAAAGGGAAGUUAGAAGUGAUGAAACAUCUUGGAAAUGAAGAUGAUGAAGCUGUUCAAAGCAAGAUGAAGGAGAUGCAAGAAGAAUUAGAAGAGAAAGAGGAUCAUAGGACUCAUAUGGAAACCUUAAACCAGACUCUUCUUAUUAAGGAGCGUCAGAGUAAUGAUGAGCUGCAAGAAGCUCGUAAAUCAUUGAUUAAGGGAUUGGAAGAGAUAUUAACCGGCCCCCGCACAAAUAUCGGUGUAAAGAGAAUGGGAGAAAUCGAUGUGAAAGUCUUUCAGCAAAAAUGCAAGGAAAGAUUUUCAGGUGAUGAAGCUGAGAUUAAAGCCUUGGAAAUGUGUUCCCUAUGGCAAGAGAAUGUGAAGAACUCGGAAUGGCAUCCAUUUAAAAUUGUAAUGGUUGAAGGAAGUUCUGAGCAUCAGGAAAUAAUUAAUCCAGAUGAUGAACUGCUAAGAAAUCUUAAAGAGGAAUGGGGAAUCGAAGUAUAUGAAGCAAUUUGUAAAGCCUUACUCGAGAUAAAUGAAUACAAUCCCAGUGGUAGAUACGUGGUCUCUGAAUUGUGGAAUACAAAAGAGGAUCGGAAAGCAACAGUUAAGGAAGUUGUCAGCUACAUCAUGAAGAACUUGAAGACGGUUAAUAGGCGCAGGAGAUGAUGAUAAACAGAAUGAUGACGGCCACAUCUUCUGCAGUUAUUUCAGAGUUGGUGGGGUUGAUGGCAAAGCUUGGGAGUUUUAUGUGGGGCACUAUUCAGCAAUGUUUCCUUUCUAGUUUAACUUCUUUUUGGUGACUAAUGAACCAAUGUGUGGAUGAUCUUUUAGAAUAAGAAGAAGAUGCUUCUAAUCGGAAAACAGGCUGUACUUGUAGUGUCUGUUUGGUAUCCCACUGUACUGGCAGAAUGAUGGUUGGGAACUCUGUUUUAUUUGCAAAAUGAAUCACUCGUCUUUGCUAGAACUAUUACUGGUCUUAACGUUAUAUUGAAUAAUUACAUUGAGCUUA
Molecule: messenger RNA, 2465 nt
Organism: Daucus carota subsp. sativus
Lineage: Eukaryota; Viridiplantae; Streptophyta; Magnoliopsida; Apiales; Apiaceae
Product: factor of DNA methylation 1
Exons: 8
Coding region: 206-2122 (638 amino acids)
Biological process (GO): gene silencing by siRNA-directed DNA methylation
Source: RefSeq, a predicted model, not a curated record